AUGGCCGAUAUCACCGAUCCCUCAACUGGUCUCGAUCAUCCCUCUCCCGGAGAUGAUCUCACUGGCAAUGGUGUCGAUUCUCGAGGCACAAAGAGACAAAGAACUUCAAUGGCCGGUGAUGACGAUGACGAUGACGACGAGAAGGGUGGACGAGAGCGCAGAAAGAUCGAGAUCAAGUUCAUUCAAGAUAAAUCACGUCGUCACAUCACCUUCUCCAAGAGAAAAGCCGGUAUUAUGAAAAAGGCUUAUGAACUGUCGGUGCUCACCGGUACCCAAGUUCUCCUUCUGGUUGUCUCUGAGACCGGCCUUGUCUACACCUUCACUACUCCUAAGCUCCAACCACUUGUCACCAAGGCUGAAGGCAAGAACCUCAUUCAAGCAUGCUUGAAUGCACCCGAACCUUCCGGUAACGAGAAUGGUGUUGACGCCGCUGACGACGUCGCCUCACCUGAUGACGUGCCCUCCAUGCCCCCAACAGCUGCGGGAAUGCCCCGAGCAGCCCCUCAUGGCGGUUACAUGACUCAAGAACAACAGCAGCAAGCGCUGUACUACCAGCAAUUGCAACAGCAAAACCAGGGCGGUCAAUACGCCGGUAUCCCACAAAUGCCUCAGCAUCAACGUGCAUGA
Messenger RNA from Exophiala aquamarina CBS 119918, 627 nucleotides. RefSeq names its product MADS-box transcription factor, other eukaryote. The record is from RefSeq and is a predicted model, not a curated record. Bases 1 to 627 code for a protein of 208 amino acids. Gene Ontology annotation, biological process: positive regulation of transcription by RNA polymerase II. The transcript has 3 exons. Gene Ontology annotation, molecular function: DNA-binding transcription factor activity, RNA polymerase II-specific; protein dimerization activity; RNA polymerase II cis-regulatory region sequence-specific DNA binding. Lineage: Eukaryota; Fungi; Ascomycota; Eurotiomycetes; Chaetothyriales; Herpotrichiellaceae.